AUCCGUCAUCCGAUCGGAUUCAAUUAUAAAAGCAUCUCUCCAUCAGCAAGCAAGGUAUCGAUCAGGCAUCACCCACUCCAAGCCAUGGCCCUUUCUGUAGCGCGCAGAGCACCACCACCACGCUGAUCGGCAUCAUGGCCGAGGCAGACGGCCGGUAGCUAGGCCACGCGCACGCCACGACGGCCCGCACAUAUGUAAGCGCGCGGCAGUGGUGGAAACUAAACUGGAGAGGCUCGGAGUUUGGAGAUCGAGAUGGCUGUUCACGUUGUGCUUCUCGCCGUGCCGGCGGCGGCGGCGGCGGGCGGAGGGUUCCUGCAGGCGUUCUUGCAGUACUCGUUCCUGGUGUGGCCGUUCAACCUCGUGCUGCCGCUGGCGCGCCACCUGCCGCGCGUCUGCGUCGCGCUCCGCGGCGCGGCGGAGUUCCUCGCCGGCGAGAUGCGGAUGUUCCUGAGCGGGCGGCGCAGGGUGCAGCUGCCGCAGCUGUCUGGCUACGGGCGCUCGUCGUCGUUGUCGCCAGGCGAGCGGAGGUCGCGGGAGGAGCUCGUCGCCUACACCAUGGUUGCCCUCGUCGGGAUCUCCUACUGAUCAUGGCGCUCUCGGCAUUGUCGGGUGAUCGAAUGCGUCCUCUCCGAUUGGUUUCUCGGAAUCACUAUUGUCACUUUGUCAGUGGGGAAGUGUUCAUCAUAGAUAGGUUAGCUUUGCUGCUUUCUUUAUUUUGAUCUUGCACAUAAGAAAUCCUUCUGUUCUGUUCUUGCUGCAUUUGUCAGCUGCGGCUCCUAGCUAGCUCCUCCAUGACUCUGGAUUUUUUUUUAAAAAAAAGCUUGAUGAAACGAUGUAUAUUGAAGAACUACGAGAAACUGGAGUCCGCAUAUUUUGAUUGAGUUUAAUUAGCAUUUCGUCGCCAUCUGA
Molecule: messenger RNA, 909 nt
Organism: Oryza sativa Japonica Group (Japanese rice)
Lineage: Eukaryota; Viridiplantae; Streptophyta; Magnoliopsida; Poales; Poaceae
Source: RefSeq, a predicted model, not a curated record